This is a messenger RNA of Mesorhabditis belari, 804 nucleotides long. The record is from the annotation of a GenBank genome assembly. NCBI's taxonomy places the organism in Eukaryota, Metazoa, Nematoda, Chromadorea, Rhabditida, Rhabditidae.
AUGGGUAAAGGAAAAGGAGGUGUUCGUCUACAUGUCCCUGAAUGGAAAGAGGACGUAGUUUAUCUCUUUCAAUUCCCUCGCACAAAACAUUUGCCGAACAUCUCUCCAUACUGCUUGAAAGUCGAGUCAUUCCUUCGACUUCAUGGAGUCAAAUAUGAGGUUCGUGAGACAUUCAAGCUCCGAUCUUCUCAAGGUCUCUUGCCAAUGAUUGAAUUGAAUGGACGACAAGUGGGCGACUCUGGGCUAAUCAUUGCUCAUCUAAAGAAGACAUUGAAUAUCCAGGACUACUCCGACGAUAAAGAGGCAGCUCAGGGAAGAGUAAUCUCAAAAGCCUGUGAUGCUUUCACUGCUCAUACCAUCUACAAGUACAAAAUCCUUGACAACUCAAAGAAUUUUGCUGGAGAGAUUAUGACUGCUGCAAAGAUGCCGAACUUUGCUAAGGGAAUCGCUACAGCUCUUUUCGCGCGACAAAUUCGUAAAUCGGCAAAUAUGAAAAUCGGAGCUCAAUUGGGAAUCUGGCCUGAUGGAGCACACGAGGAAAUGGUGCGCGAUGAGCUACAAAUGUAUGAGACUCUCUUGAAGAACUUUGUCGGUCACAACCUUUUUGGAGACAAGAUCACUGAGGCCGAUCUAACCCUUUGGUCUCACUUGGCCACCACACUCUAUAUGCCGUUCGAUUUGUUGCCACAAAAGCUUAUUCGAGAAGAUUUCCCACAUCUCAAAUCGUUCACCGAGCGUCUUCGGGAUAAACUCUGGCCUGAUUGGGAAAAAGCUGAUUUCACUCCACAAGUCUCACCUUGCAAA